AUGUUUAUUGGUGGUCUCAACUGGGAAACGACAGACCAGUCCCUCCGUGAUUAUUUCACCCAGUUUGGCGAGGUUACGGAAUGCACUGUUAUGCGUGACGGAGCCACCGGUCGAUCGCGAGGGUUUGGUUUCCUCACUUUCAAGGACCCCAAAUGUGUCAACAUUGUGAUGGUGAAGGAGCAUUUCUUAGAUGGCAAAAUCAUUGACCCCAAGCGAGCAAUUCCUAGGGAUGAGCAAGAGAAGACGAGCAAAAUCUUUGUCGGCGGCGUUAGUCAAGACACUACUGAGGCGGAGUUCAAGGACUACUUUGCUCAGUUCGGCCGCGUCGUUGAUGCGACGCUUAUGAUGGAUAAGGACACUGGUAGACCCCGAGGCUUUGGCUUCGUCACUUUUGAGAGUGAAGCGGGAGUCGACAACUGCACCAUUCCUGGCCAAGUUCUUCAGAUCAACGGCAAGCCUAUCGAGGUCAAGAAGGCGCAACCCAGAGGCAACAUGCGCGAAGAGGAAGAUGCCGCGCGCCGAGGAAAAUUCAGAAAAGGCGGUGCCGAAGAACAGAGCAGCAACCAAACUCAGAUGGCCGGCCAGAUGAACCCGGGCGGCAUGACGCCUCAGGUCAUGGCUCAGUACAUGCAGCGGAUGCAACAAUACAUGGGUAUGAUGCAGCAGCAAAUGGCCAUGAACCGCGGCAUGGGCAUGGGAAUGAUGGGUGGUAACAUGAACCCGGCUAUGAUGCAGCAAAUGAUGCAAAUGCAGAUGGCUCAGAUGGCCCAACAAGGCGGCCAGGGCGGCCAGAACAACCCCAUGGCAGGCAUGAACCCAGCCAUGAUGCAGCAAAUGCAGAACCAGAUGAACCAGAUGGGCAACCAAAUGGGCAAUCAGAUGGCUCAGGGCGGUGGCCAAGGUCAGGACCAGCAACAGGGUUAUGGUGGUCAGCAGGGAGGUUUCGGUCGCGGCGGUAGACGAGGUGGCCGUGGUGGCGGCUUCCACGGCGGCGGUGGUUAUGGUAUGGGAGGAGGCGGCGGCGGCGGCGGCAGUGGCGGUGGAGGCAGCAGUGUCGGUAGCGACCCGACCUCGUGGGAGGGCAUGUAUGAUGAUGUCCCUCAGCCCAACUUCAACCAAAGUGGACGGGGCGGGUUCAACCGGAAUAGAGGCGGAGGUCACCAGAGCCCGACUCCUUCAGACCCGGCCUCGGCGCCCCCAGCCAAUGCCCCGACUGGUCCCAAGAACGCUGGAAAGCCUGGUGCCAACUACCGUGGAGGUGGAAGAGGCGGGAACCGUGGUUUCCACCCUUACCAACGCUAG
Messenger RNA from Neoarthrinium moseri, 1302 nucleotides. RefSeq lists its product as uncharacterized. Bases 1 to 1302 code for a protein of 433 amino acids. Gene Ontology annotation, molecular function: RNA binding. Lineage: Eukaryota; Fungi; Ascomycota; Sordariomycetes; Amphisphaeriales; Apiosporaceae. The transcript has 3 exons. The record is from RefSeq and is a predicted model, not a curated record.